Messenger RNA from Cyprinodon variegatus (sheepshead minnow), 2914 nucleotides. RefSeq names its product splicing regulatory glutamic acid/lysine-rich protein 1 (gene srek1). Bases 600 to 1763 code for a protein of 387 amino acids. Lineage: Eukaryota; Metazoa; Chordata; Actinopteri; Cyprinodontiformes; Cyprinodontidae. The record is from RefSeq and is a predicted model, not a curated record. Gene Ontology annotation, molecular function: RNA binding. The transcript is spliced from 11 exons. Gene Ontology annotation, cellular component: nucleoplasm.
AGUGGCCCAGCUGUUACACUACACUAGCCUGAGUCAGGCAUUGUUUUCCAAGCCACUAUCCCCGAUCGGGCCAACGCAGCCUUCAAGGGGGGGAUGUGACCCGGAGAAUAGCCCGCAGAACCUUCCAAGAUGGACACCUUGUCUCUUUUUGUUUUUUUUUUUUAUCAUUUAUUUUAUUUUUAUUUAUUUUUUUCGGUUUGUUUCCUUUUCAUACUAUCCCAUGUUGUCCACUCUCUACUGUCUCUAUCUAGAAACUGCAGGUUGUGUUUAUAUUUGUUAUUUUUGUUUGUUUUUUUUAUUAUUGUCCAACCCCCCCACUCCCCUCUCUCUUUCCGCUACAGCUGGAGCUUGUGUGUGAUUGAGUUCAGUCCAGGUUGCUACGGCACACCGCUGGGAAAUGUGCCACACAAAAGAUGCUAUGAGGAUCACUAACUCUUUUGUUCUCUUGUCUCCUGCGUCUGUUGACGUAGUGAAGGGCUAGUCUUGGUGGGGAAAAAAAAUGAUGCAGCCAUUGGGGUUGUCUUGUGUUGCACACCUUUCCAACACUGCGAAACGAUCGCCCCCUCCCCCCACGGAAAAGCGCCCAUGCUUGAUAUCGUAUGGUUCAUGACCAAUAUGUUUCCAGUACAGGGAAAAUUCCAGAAGAGGCCAAGGCUCUGUCUCUGUUGGCACCUGCCACCCCGGUACCCAGUCUGAUUCCCGGCGGAGGGUUGCUGCCGAUUCCCGCUCCGGCUCCGCUUCAGAACCUGAGCCUCCCUUUAGUGAGUCGGAUCACAGCGGGGCUCGAUCCCACGGCGUCCGUGCUCGCUCAGCCUCCCCUCGUCGGGAAUGUGGACCCAUCUAAGAUCGACGAGAUUAGGAGGACGGUUUAUGUUGGAAACCUAAACUCACAGACCACCACUGCUGAGCAGCUGCUGGAGUUCUUUAAGCAGGUGGGAGACGUGAAGUUUGUUCGAAUGGCCGGAGACGAGACUCAGCCGACCCGCUUCGCCUUCGUAGAGUUUGUAGAGCAGGAUUCUGUGGCCAGAGCCCUCACUUUAAACGGAGUCAUGUUUGGAGACAGACCCCUGAAGGUCAAUCAUUCCAAUAACGCCAUCGUAAAACCGCCUGAGCUGACACCCCAGGCUGCUGCUAAGGAGCUGGAGAGUGUGAUGAAGAGGGUGAGGGAGGCCCAGUCCACCAUUGCUGCUGCCAUAGAACCUGUGGAAAUAAAGCAACGCUCUUCCAGCCGCUCUCAAAGGUCACGCCGGUCCCGUUCCCGGACGCGCUCCCGUUCCCACUCCAGGUCCCGUAGGAAGAGGUCCCGCUCCAAACACAGACCGUCACAAAGGUCCUGGCCGGGGGCCGACUCCCACAGUUCAAGAAGCGGCCAUAAGAGGCGCUCUCGUUCCAGGGACAGGAGGCACGCCAGGAGUCGGUCCAGGGGCCACAAACGGAGGAGCAGAGAUCGGUCCAGAAGCCCCCGAAGGAAAGCAAGAUCACCUUCACCAAAACGAAGUAAAAGGGAGAAGAGGAGGGAGCGCAGCAGAGACAGGAAGGAGCGCUCCACAUCCAGGAAGAGGAGUCACAAAGAGGAGGAUCGGAUAAAGAGCAAAUCCAAGACCACCAAGCAGGACUACAAAAGGGUAGAAAAGGAAGAUUAUCGGAGUGACAGAGACGGCUCAAGUGAAGAAAUGACGUCAUCACCGUGCGCCCAGCACAAUGGCAGCUACAAAACUCACAGCGAGGAGGACGUGUUCCUGGGCAGGCAUGCCACCAAGUGAAGCUGAAUCUGUUCACGUCUCCUUCGUGCAUCAUAUGCGUCAUUUUUCACCUCAUCACAAGUUUCUUCCUUUUCAUAUGAACUCCUGGAAACCCAAGGAUUCUGAUGCUGACCUCCUUUUUUAAUGCCUGAAGGACAGGUGUCGCUUUCAGUGUUGGGGAGAGGGUGUGUGAUACAGGCCCCUCCCCCCCUUCAGAAUAAAAGCACAUUAAGUUCAUCCUAACAGCGGCGCUUGUUUCAAAGCGGUGAAACUGGAUGACGUAAUGUUGCAGAAAAGCCAGUAGUCUCCUCCCACACUGCUGAAGGCUUGAAAGCUGCUGUGAUUUAUCGAAACAUGUUGGAAACAUGGAGGACUGAGCCAGCUGAAGAGCCUCCGACCUACAUUAACACAGAACUUUUCUUUUUCUGAUUUUAACUGCGGCUUUAUCUUUGACUGUAAACUUAAUGUCUCUGAGUGGCAGUCUAUAAUGAUUUUAUAUGUAAAACAAACAGCCUACUACAUUAGUUUUGAAACACAGUUACCCUGGUAAAACUGAGCAUUUUCACUGGUUUUUUGGCUGGAAAUAUUUAAAAUCUUGCAGUAUUAUGAAAAAAUAUUGUGUUCUUUGAGCCAGCUGACUGGUAAAGUAGAGGAGAUUCACUCUAUGCUCCAAACGGCAUAAAACUAUUCACCCCAGCAGGUUUAUUUUAGUUUUUUUAUUCCCUGACAUCUUAGUUAAGUAUCUAAAAUCAUUGCAACGGUUUAAACAUACAUUCAUACCAGUAACAAAUUCAUGCCUCAAGAAUCACAAGUGACGGCAACAUUAAAAAAUAAAAACUGUAUCAUAAAUAUUGUCUUAUUUAUUUAAAAAGAGAAAAGGUUCCAACUUAAGGAUGUUUGAUGCAAAAGAAUGAAAUUAUUUAAUUUUAUUUGUCAUUAUUAGAAUGUGUUCAGGUAAAGAGCGAGGGCACAUAAAGUUUGACAGGGAUUUUCAUAUUUUCAACUUAAAAAAAAAAAAAAAAAAACAACUAGACCUGUUUGGUCAACCAUAAAAAGCCUAAAUAUCCAGUAAUGAUUACUUUUUGUCAGCAAAUUAGUCAUGAAUAUAUAGUUUGUAGCCAGAUUCAUAGGGUAGUUUCAUCAUAUUGUGUGUUUUAUAAUCUGUUUGUAUG